GCUGAGAGUGGAGAGACGGUUUCGGUGCUUGAAAGGGUUCGCAUUGCUUGCGGAUGAAGAAUCGGGUCAACCAUUCUCAUCUCCUCUUCUCUGCAUCAAAACCCUAGUUUCUCCAUUUUAACCCCAUUCCUCAAUCUCACUAAUCAUCCACUUUCUCUUUCGCAUCAAUUUUUUGAUUUCCGACACCGAAACAUUCUUCAAUCGGAUUUUGAAUCGGGAAACUUAUCUUCAAUCGAAGCGAUCAAAGACUCCGGCUUUUCUUAUUCAGAUUUCGUCUUACUCUUGCAGCGUCUUGAAUGGUAGAAACAACUCCGAUUACCAGAGAAUUUAUGCUCUCCCAUUGCACCACCGCAAGGGCGAGCUUUCUCCUCCGCGUCUCCGCCGCAUCAUCUGCUUUCACAUUUGGCUCUUGCAAGGAAGGCUGGUACUUUCGCUGCAUCGGCGUCGACCCUUGAAGAACUAAAAAAAAAACUCACAUCAGAGUAUCUGAUUCCUUGGUUUUUUGCAUUAAAGAUUUGUUUUUUUGGUUAAUAUGUUGCUGUAUAUCAAUAAGCAGAAGAAAAACCAGAAAUUGAAGAUAAACAGGUUCCUCGUUAGCAUAAGUUUCCUAGGAAGUGCUGGGCCGAUUCGCUUUGUAGUCAGAGAAGAUGAAACUGUAGCCAACGUGAUUGAUUAUGCUCUCAGAUGCUAUGCUCGUGAAGGAAGGCUUCCACUUCUCGGAUCAGAUUCCAGCUUUUUCCUACUUUACUGUCCUUACUCUGCAGCUGAAGCAAUCAAUCCAUGGGGGAAAAUCGGUUUAACUGGAUCAAGGAGCUUCGUUCUGUCAAAGAAGUCAGAAGCUCAAAACCAUGGAAGCUCUGUGGAAACGACAACAAUCCGGAAGAUCUCUGGGAGAUGGAAGGCAUGGCUCAACAAGUCUCUAGGCCUUAUGGUUCCUUCACAUUAGAUUGAAGUUUUUUUUGGAUUUCUGAACUUCUGUUUUUUUUUUGGUUUUUUCUUGUCAGAGGAAUAAGCAUCGCAAGUGUUGUAUUUUGCCACAGAAU
Messenger RNA from Eutrema salsugineum, 1043 nucleotides. RefSeq lists its product as uncharacterized. The coding region runs from base 533 to 946 and encodes 137 amino acids. The transcript has 3 exons. NCBI's taxonomy places the organism in Eukaryota, Viridiplantae, Streptophyta, Magnoliopsida, Brassicales, Brassicaceae. The record is from RefSeq and is a predicted model, not a curated record.